AUGCCCUACUUGCCUACGAAUCUGAUGCGUCCGGGAGGAGGGGAGCCUGUCUACCAUCGACUUCCCAUCGACGAGACGGGCCUUCCACGAAAAGAAGCUCGGCGACCGGACUGGCCGACGCUCGUUUCUGUCAGCGCAGCAGCAUUUAUUGCCGGUGGGCUUAUGGUCGGGGUGGUGCUGCUCCAGGUUAAUGGGUCACUACAUGUCCAGGAGUGCAACCCAGUUUCGCCAGAGGGAACCUUUGGGGAAGGGUUCCGUACGGAUUUUGGCCCCGCCAAGCAACACAUCGAGCUGCAGGAAGUCAACUUCACCGGGACGCCGCACGUCACCGACGACGGCUUUUUCUUUAUCCCCACCGAGGAAUCCAAGUAUGUGGGAGAACCAACAGACGAGAUGGACGAGGCGUGGGAAAAGCUAAUCGGUGAGGCAUAUGAUGCUUGGGGUCCCCAACACGAGCAAUUCUGGAAUCAGGGUUCUGGUGGGUACUAUGCGGAUUUCGAGAUGCUUCACAUGCUGCACUGCGUCAACCAGAUACGGAAGCUGUUUGCCCCGGAGCGGUAUCCGAUGGUGCAGUCCAACCGGUUGCUCGUUCACCGCGAUCAUUGCUUGAACUCGCUCCGGGAGCACAUAAUGUGCAAGGGAGAUCUAACGCCGCUGCCAACCAAGUGGACGCCGGGUAUUCAACACAAUUAUAUUGAGGCAAACCGGCCGCACAUUUGCCGAAAUUUUCAAAAGUUGAGGGCCUUUGCGACAAAUCGAAAGAAGGGACCGCUUGCUGUCAGCCCAGAUUUUGAGCAGAAGAAGGGAUCACUACCGGGACGUUAA
Colletotrichum karsti is the source of this 825-nucleotide messenger RNA. RefSeq lists its product as uncharacterized. Gene Ontology annotation, biological process: mycotoxin biosynthetic process. The transcript is spliced from 3 exons. The coding region runs from base 1 to 825 and encodes 274 amino acids. The record is from RefSeq and is a predicted model, not a curated record. Lineage: Eukaryota; Fungi; Ascomycota; Sordariomycetes; Glomerellales; Glomerellaceae.